Messenger RNA from Eurypyga helias (sunbittern), 363 nucleotides. It is a transcript of the gene ELOB, whose product is annotated as transcription elongation factor B (SIII), polypeptide 2 (18kDa, elongin B). The transcript has a single exon. The record is from RefSeq and is a predicted model, not a curated record. Gene Ontology annotation, molecular function: protein binding. Gene Ontology annotation, biological process: transcription elongation by RNA polymerase II. Bases 1 to 363 code for a protein of 120 amino acids. Gene Ontology annotation, cellular component: elongin complex; VCB complex. NCBI's taxonomy places the organism in Eukaryota, Metazoa, Chordata, Aves, Eurypygiformes, Eurypygidae.
AUGGAUGUCUACUUGAAGAUUUGUUGUCACAAAACAACAAUCUUCACUGAGGCCAAAGAGAUGACAACUGUGCAUGAGUUGAAAAAGUUUGUGGAGGGAAUACUGCAGAGGCCACCAGAGGAGCAGUGGCUCUACAGAGAUUAUCAGCUGCUGGACAAUGAUAGCACUUUGCUAGACUGUGGUUUCAGCAUCCAAAGCUGCUGUCCUCAUGUUCCUGCCACAGUGAGCUUAGCUUUGUUCAGACCUGGCAAUGGCACCUUUGAGCCAUUGCAUAUUGACCCCUCCUCAAGCACUCCAGAGCUACCUGAUGUAAUGACCUCACAGGAGCCUUGUAGCACAAUGCUUGCACACUACAGCUGCUAA